AUGCAAGGCUUCUUAGUAGAAUGUAAGGAAAUUAGUAGAGAUUAUUCUUAUGACUGGGUAUAAGGUAAUGCAGAAUUAGUAGCAAUCGAAAAAGGAAUUUCAAUUUUACACUUCAGUUAAGAAUUAUAAAAAAGAGAUUUAGAGAUGGAAUUCAGAGUAUUGUUUAGUUUCUAUAAAGUUAUUACGUAGAUUAACAGAAACUUAAUAUCAUAAUGAAAAUUUAUUUGACUUUCAUCCUGAUAUACAGAAACUAAAUCGAUAUAAUAACAUUAUACCAUGUAUAUAAAUUAAUGAUAAAUUAGUCAAGCAUUCAAUAGUAAAAUUAAGGAGUGAAGGAGAUGAAGAAGAAAAUUUAAAGGAAUGCUAUAUUAAUGCUAAUUUUAUAAAUGUAAUUGAUAGGUUUGUUUAAAUUAGUUAAUAAAUGGAAAAGAGAGAAUGAUUGUAGCUACAUAGGGUCCUUUAAUUUAAACAUUUGGUCACUUUUGGAAGAUGAUUGUUUAGGAAAAUAUGAGUAUGAUAGUCAUGUUGUGCAAUUUGAGAGAGAACCAAAGAGUUAGUAAAUUUAUAUUAUUUAGGCAUAAUGCGAAUAAUAUUGGCCUAGAAAUGUUGGUGAAACAAUGAUAUGUGGAAAUAUUUAAAUAUAUCUAUAAAGUUAAGAAGAUCUUGGAAAUAAUAUUACUAAAAGAGUUUUGAAAGUUACAUAAGAAGGAGAAGAAAGGAAUGUUAUUUAAAUUUAAUGGAGUGGAUGGCCAGAUUAAGGAGUUCCUUCUCCAAGUGAUUUUGAUGUGAUCAAAGAAUUAUUAAAUAUGAUAAUUGAAAAGUUGUUAGUAGAUUAAAAAGUAGUUUUUCAUUGCAGGUAUUAAAGAUUUAAUUAUUAAUUUAGUGCUGGAGUUGGAAGAACUGGAACUUUGAUAGCAUUAUCAAAUUUAAUGAUAUUACUUAAAGCAUAUAAAUAAUAUAUUGGUGAUGAUUAUUAAAGUAAUUAUUCAUCAUUUAUUUUAAGAAUUGGAAGAAAAUCCAGAACUUUAUAGACUUUCUAUAUUUGGAAUUGUGCGUAGAUUGAGAGAACAAAGAUGGGGCAUGGUUCAUACUUCAGAAUAAUAUUCCUAUAUAUAUAAAUUUAUUGAUGAAGCUAUAAGAUAUUUGUUUAACAAUUGA
This is a messenger RNA of Paramecium pentaurelia, 1158 nucleotides long. Lineage: Eukaryota; Ciliophora; Oligohymenophorea; Peniculida; Parameciidae. The record is from the annotation of a GenBank genome assembly.